GAACCAAUCGGCAGCCCCUACUACAUCCCUUCCGUACAUUCACGCUGAGUGUGAUUUUCUGCACAUAGCGGAGCACGUUCUUGUUUCCUGUGGGAAUUCGUUUGGAGAAGCCUAGCUUGUUGGGUCUCAGCACGGCUCAGCACCUGCCCUCAAUAUCAGCCUGCUACAAGGUCUGCUGGACCCUCCUUGCCAGAUGUAGAGGGAGCUGUCAUCGACAGCAGCUGUGUACACGUUCCUUGCGCGGUCUAGUGAAGUAGCCUUACCAUGCGGGAAUACAAGCUAGUGGUCCUGGGGUCAGGAGGCGUGGGGAAGUCAGCACUGACAGUUCAAUUUGUGCAAGGCAUUUUUGUGGAGAAGUAUGACCCCACAAUAGAGGACUCCUACAGAAAGCAAGUGGAGGUGGAUGGACAGCAAUGCAUGCUGGAGAUCCUUGACACGGCCGGAACUGAACAGUUCACGGCCAUGAGGGACCUCUACAUGAAGAACGGCCAGGGCUUCGCUCUGGUCUACUCCAUCACGGCACAGUCGACGUUCAACGACCUGCAGGACCUGCGGGAGCAGAUCCUCAGAGUCAAGGACACCGAGGAUGUUCCCAUGAUCCUGGUGGGCAACAAGUGCGACCUGGAGGACGAGCGCGUGGUGGGGAAGGAGCAGGGGCAGAACCUCGCCCGCCAGUGGAACAACUGUGCCUUUUUAGAGACCUCAGCUAAAUCAAAGAUCAACGUAAACGAGAUUUUCUAUGACCUGGUGCGACAGAUCAAUAGAAAAACGCCGAUGGAAAAGAAGAAGGCCAAGAAGAAGUCCAACUGCACGCUGCUGUAAGAGGCCGGUGAGCCACAGCGCUAAGCCAGAUCCCUGUAAUGAUUAGCUGUUGCCCAUUCGGAUGGUGCCAGCAUUCCAAGCCCACUCUGGAUCCCAUCGACAACGGCUGACAGAGAACCACUUCACCACUCUGGAGAGGAGACGGCACAUUAUUUUAAGAUUUUCUUCUCUCUUUUUAAUGGUGAAGAGCCCCCCCCCCCAAAACAAGUAAUUCAUCAUUGUUGGCCUUGGUUGAUGACAACUGUUAUCUUUCUUUUCAACGGUCUUAUCUUUUAACAAAAUGUCAGGUUUCAAGGAAAGACCAUAUAAUAUAUGGAGACUAAAGUGUUUUAUGAAAGUAACACAACUGUUUUUUUUUGGCAUAUUGUGACUGUUUGCAAAAGGAAUCAUGUACGUGGGCCUUCUUAUGCCUUCUUCUGCACUAACCGUGUCAACAACAUGCAUUGUGGUCCAUAGGUUUCAUACUGCUAGGAAGUGUCUUCGUGAGAUCGCAUCUCUCCUAUAAGUGACUUUGUUUUAUAUUGAAAGCUGCCAGGCUUUCAUAUUUCCCAUAAUAUAUUCUAAUUCCAUUUUUGCAUAAUGAAGCUAAGGAAAUUAGUAUUUUAUAGACUGAUGGGUGAAAUUACGCUUUUUUUUUUCUGUCUUGAAGCUGAAAUUAUAUUGUACUAACUCUAAUAAUUCUUCUUGUGUUACCCUGUCACACAUGAUUUUCCAGCUUUUAUGAAUGAUUAAAUUUUAGUACAUUUUCA
Gadus morhua (Atlantic cod) is the source of this 1571-nucleotide messenger RNA. RefSeq names its product RAP1A, member of RAS oncogene family a (gene rap1aa). Gene Ontology annotation, cellular component: membrane. The coding region runs from base 265 to 822 and encodes 185 amino acids. The transcript has 9 exons. Gene Ontology annotation, molecular function: GTP binding; GTPase activity. NCBI's taxonomy places the organism in Eukaryota, Metazoa, Chordata, Actinopteri, Gadiformes, Gadidae. The record is from RefSeq and is a predicted model, not a curated record. Gene Ontology annotation, biological process: Rap protein signal transduction.